AUGUCCGAUAUCACAGGUCUCCCAGAUGGCUGGGAAGUUCGCCAUUCCAACUCCAAAAACCUCCCAUACUACUUCAACGCUUCGACCAAGGAGUCUCGCUGGGAACCACCGUCAGGAACAGACCCUGAGAAACUGAAGGCCUACAUGGCUACCUAUCACAGUGGCCCCUCUGGCAUUGCGGGUUUGCCGGCCGAAGGCAAAAUCCGCUGUGCCCAUCUCCUUGUCAAACACCGCGACAGCCGUCGCCCCAGCAGCUGGCGCGAAAACAACAUCACUCGGUCCAAGGAAGAAGCCAUUGAAAUCCUCCGCGGCCACGAGCAGAGGAUCAAGUCUGGCGAAAUACGCUUGGCUGAUCUUGCAGUUUCCGAGUCCGACUGCAGCUCGGCACGUAAGAAGGGUGAUCUGGGAUUUUUUGGUCGUGGUGAAAUGCAAAAAGAAUUCGAGGAUGCUGCCUUUGCGCUCAAACCAGGAGAGAUCAGCUCCAUUGUUGAGAGCCCUUCAGGAGUCCAUCUGAUCGAGCGGUAUGUUGACCGUCCUGAGGAUUGGUAUCACCUGUACCCACCCCAGAACUGA
This is a messenger RNA of Talaromyces atroroseus, 573 nucleotides long. RefSeq names its product Peptidyl-prolyl cis-trans isomerase ssp-1. The transcript has 3 exons. Gene Ontology annotation, cellular component: nucleus; cytosol. The record is from RefSeq and is a predicted model, not a curated record. NCBI's taxonomy places the organism in Eukaryota, Fungi, Ascomycota, Eurotiomycetes, Eurotiales, Trichocomaceae. Gene Ontology annotation, molecular function: protein binding; peptidyl-prolyl cis-trans isomerase activity. The coding region runs from base 1 to 573 and encodes 190 amino acids.